ACCUGUUCAACGAGCUCCACAAGUCGCAGAACUCUCGGCAUGUUUCUCUUUUUGUCUCAAAGCGUACCUGCUCGGCUCUCAUGCCUCGGUUGAUGCUCGGCAGGCCCGAAGGUCACGGGGUCCCGGGUCCCGGUGUGAGAGCCGCUCUGGACCGGGCCCUCCGGCGGCGGUGGGGGGAGGGAGGUGCUGCUGCUGAGAUGAUCACAUGUGAGCGAGAGCCUAUCCCAGCUGAUUUUGCACAAGAAGCGGCGUACACGCUGGACGACUCAGACCUUCAGAAGGCACCACAUUCACCUCCCUCACAGAGGAGGAGUAGGCUCCUCCCUUUCUCCUCCUGUAAAAAAGCAUGGUGCACCUUCCUCCCAGCGGCGGUGGUGUGGUCAGUGUGCCACCUGGAGGCGGCGCUGUCUUUGGUGGACGUUUGCUGGAGUCUGUCCCUGCUGUGCUCGCUGUGGGCCGCCCUGGGGGGCUGCGUCUACUUGCUGAUGUGCUACCUGAGGUCUUCAUACCCACCGGGGGGCACCGCUCCCAGAUUACAAGAGGAGGUCGUCACCAAAAGCGAGGUGUUGUUUGAACGGUCAAGAAGUCCAGACAAACACAUAGCCUUGGGCCUCAUCCUGGCUGACAGCCUGCUCCUGAGCGUGCUCCAGGAACCCUCGCCGGAUCCCAGUGGACCCAAUAUGUUGGAUCUCCUCUCCAGGCUGGAAGCUGUAUCAAACACCCUGGACCCUGCAGACCUGGUCUUAGACGUCCCGACCCAAAGUCAAGUACUGACUGACAAAGUGACACUCAUCCGCACUUACCUGCAGCAAAGGACCACCUCCCUAAGGACGCUGGUCCAAGUCCAGGCUGAUUUUGAGGCUGGUGUGAAGGAGCUGCAGGAAGAGGUGGAGCUCCGCUGGGCCCAGCUGGAGGAUUUGCACACAGGGGUCACGCUCACUAAAGAGGGAGGGCAAGACCACAGGGACCUGGCGUCGACCCUCAAGGACGCAGAGACCUUAUUUGCAGUCCUGAGCCGCCACAGGAGCCAACUUGAUGACUGCCAGGAGCUCCUGAAAGACAGCACACAUCUCCUCCAGGAGCUGACAUGGAGUCACAGCCGUGCUCUGCCCUGUCUUGGCAGCAACAGCAGAACCAGUGAGUCGUUGUGGCCAGAAGUGCUGCUCCAGUCCAACAUGGAGCAGUUUGACAAGGGCCAGGAGCGCUUCCUGUCCCUGGAGCAGCAGACCUCCACCUUCCAGGCCCACCUGGAGGGGCUCGUCGCUGACAGGGCCUCCUCCAGCCCUUCCCUGGACCUCAACAGCGGACUCUCCAGCAAUGUUUCUUCUGACCACUGGGAGUCCACCACCACGGCCGACUCGGACAGUGAGGUGGACGCCGACUCAGACACAGACGCUCAACCGUCUCUGUGUGAGAGGUCAGCGUUCAAGGUCACCUCCACUAUAGGACACUUACGGAAAUCUUCCCGAAAGAAGAAGUGAAUGAAUGAACGUUCUUGUAUUUUAAUUAUGUUUUUGUGACACAAGGGGGCACCUUGCCACCACUUAUGACAACAUCAUGGAAAGUACUAUUAUUUAUACUUGAUUUAAAUAAAAUUAGAAUUUUACAUUUGUUUGCUACAAUGCCAUGAAGAUGAAUAGUGCAUAUAGUACGAGGAAAAUAAGUCUCUUCCCUAUCCGUCAUGCUUCAAAGUCUAGAGGAGAGGGCUGUACGGAGGGGGGUUAGCGAAGGUCAGCGCCGGAAGCGUUUUUGUUAUUACAGAAAACGAGGCGGCCCUCUCGACCUCCUCUGCGAAACGUGAAUGUCUUUGAUCCCAAAUUCAAUCUGUGGACUUCUGAGGUGGCCAACAAGGAGCUAAAAGGUCGACACAGACGCCGUUUGACUUGUGUUGGACUGAUUCAUACCUCAGCAGCCGUGCGGAGGUGUCGUGUUGUUGUGUUUCAGCCUCUGGAGGUUUGGGAUGAAAGGAAAGUUAGCUUGGCCCGCUAGCAUUGGUGGAAGUGGCAGAACCACAAGGAAGGCAAUGCUUUGGGUCAGGAUUCGUGCGUGGAAAGAUGCUCAUGUGGAUGUUGAUUGAAAACUUGGAUAGUUUUUAUUUUAUUUUAUUCUAUUUAA
Doryrhamphus excisus (bluestripe pipefish) is the source of this 2115-nucleotide messenger RNA. Lineage: Eukaryota; Metazoa; Chordata; Actinopteri; Syngnathiformes; Syngnathidae. The record is from RefSeq and is a predicted model, not a curated record.